GGGCCUCGGGCCGGUGUCGCGUCGCUUAGCAACCGCGGGGCGCUGCUGAGGGCAGUAAGAGACGAGCAGAGAUGCAGAUGUUAAUGCCCGAACCUCAGAUUUACGUAGAGAGAACUCUGGCCCUCAUCAAACCUGACGUCAUUGACAAAGAAGAAGAAAUAGAAGAAAUAAUCCUCAGAUCAGGAUUCACCAUUGUUCAGAAACGAACGCUCCAACUCAGCCCAGAACAAUGUAGCAAUUUUUACGCAGACCAAUAUGGAAAAAUGUUUUUUCCUAAUUUAACAGUAUAUAUGAGUUCUGGACCUUUAGUUGCUAUGGUUCUUGCCAGACAUUGUGCAAUCUCCUACUGGAAGGAGCUAAUUGGGCCAUCAAACAGCAUAAAAGCUAAGGAAACACACCCUGACAGUUUAAGAGCAAUCUAUGGGACAGAUGAUCUGAGGAAUGCGGUUCAUGGCAGUCUCAGAUUCUCAUCAGCAGAAAGAGAAAUUCGGUUCAUGUUUCCUGAAGUGAUUUUGGAACCAAUUCAAGUUGGACAAGCAGCUAAGGAUUACCUGAACCUCUACGUAAAUCCAACAUUACUAGCUGGCCUCACUGCCCUUUGUAAGCAUAAACCAGCGGAUCCCUUGAUUUGGCUUGCUGAUUGGUUGAUUGAACAUAAUCCCAAUAAACCCAGACUACAGCAUGAUGUGACUGUGGAAGAACCAUAAGGAUGCGAGUUCAACCAAAAUGUUUUCAAACACCGUUAUUUUAUUAUGAUUUUAGUGGUCCAUUAAUGUUACAUGGAACAAAUGCUGGUGUUAUAAUAUCACCAUCUACGUGUACUGCCUGGUAAUCACUGGAUAGACUAAACUGGUAAUUGCUGCUUGUAGCCUUGAUCUUUUGAUUCCUAAAUUUUACAUGAUACUUAUUGGGUUAGAUAGGAGACAGAUUUUGUUAUAUUUUCUUUUUCUGCCUUUGCUUAGCUGUCCAGAGAGAGGGAAAUGUUUACCACUAUACAUCCAGAGCAAUUUCACUGUUCCACAUAUGUUGAAGGACUCACACAAUUCUUUCCAGAGAACACACUACACUCAUACAAUUGUAAAAUCAAGUCUUGCAUUUCAGCACCUGCUUAACAGCCAUUUGCCUCAACAUAAAGUCAAGUGCCUAGAUACAUCCUCCAAAACAAUUACUAUAUGCCAUUUUAGCACAGUGAUUUGAUCAGCAGUUAUAGGUUGCAAGCUCAGUCUUGAUGAAAUAAUAUGAUUCACUUGUGCCUGAUAGGGCUCAUCAAAUAUUCAUUGGAGGAAAGAAGUUCAAAUCAGCUUUCAGGACUAGGUGGCUAAUGGUCCAGCAAUUAUAAAUUAAAAUCCAAAGACUUCAUUAAGUUAGAGGUAAGCAUUACUAUCAUAGCACAAUAUCCAAAAAGGAGUGUUAAACUUUAAUAUCCUAUCCCUUAUUGGGUUUUUUUGGUGGCGGAGAGGACGUGUUUUGAUUUCAUUUAUGUUAAAGGUAUAUUCUGGGUCCUAAUUUUGUCCAUGUUAUGGCUCUGUUUUUAAAGAACUUUAUUUUUUCCCCAAACAGCAUGGGGUUAUCACAAAUGGGAGCAAGCCAUGCCAUGCUGUUCCAAGUGCACUAAUCCUCCACUACUGCAUUUUUCUCAGAAAGAUCCUGUUUCAGACUAUUGUGGUGGCGUGGUUUUCUUCAAACUCUGUCUCCUGUGGUUUGCAUAGACCGAGCAUAGCAAUUACAAUUUUUUUUUUGAAAUGUUGCUAUGUUCGAUCACCAUUGGUAAUGAUCUGCUGCAGCAUUUAGUUAGUUGGUAGGGGUGGGAUUGAACUGAUUUAAAGGAGUUUGUCAUUCAUGUUCAGAAUAUAAAGUAUUUCCUGUUAAGUAUUUUCUUCCAUCUACUGACAUACCCAAACUUUAAUAAGCUUGGGACAUACCAACCACAUGCCUGUUUAAAAAUAAAGUGAAACUCCACACAAGUUAAUUGUUUUCCUCUUGCUUCACUGGUAUGCAACAGAAUUGCUGACUCGGAGCAUCCAAAAAAGAGUUGGGCCCCAACAUUCAUGAGAGAGACUUAAAAAUAACUACUAAAAAAAAAAUGGUUCUUGCUUACCUUUUCACACAUGAGUCUUUAGAUAUCACUUUUUAAAUCUUUUCCCCAAUAUUUUUGGAGAGAAACGAAAGAAAAAAGCAUUUUUUCCUGAGUUCAGGACCUUGAAGCUUAAGAGCUCCAAACAUCAUGAGAAUUGGCAACAAUUCUGCAAUAAUUCAUCUUUUACAUUAAUAGUUAUCUCUGCUUUCUUCCAUGGUCUCCUUGUUUUUGGUUAUGUGCCAUUGCUUUAUAUUUUCCUUCUUUUUCUUCCUGCUCCAGCAAUAAAAGAGUUAAUGAUAUCUGGCUUUGGAAAUUCCAAGAACCAAAAUCCAUAGAACUUCAACAAUUUUUCCUGUAUUGUGUAAAUCAUUUUGUGUGAAGAGCAAGUGCAUUUACAUGGAUAAUAAAC
Alligator sinensis (Chinese alligator) is the source of this 2486-nucleotide messenger RNA. RefSeq names its product NME/NM23 family member 5 (gene NME5). NCBI's taxonomy places the organism in Eukaryota, Metazoa, Chordata, Crocodylia, Alligatoridae. The transcript is spliced from 6 exons. Gene Ontology annotation, biological process: CTP biosynthetic process; negative regulation of oxidative stress-induced intrinsic apoptotic signaling pathway; UTP biosynthetic process. The record is from RefSeq and is a predicted model, not a curated record. The coding region runs from base 72 to 707 and encodes 211 amino acids. Gene Ontology annotation, molecular function: nucleoside diphosphate kinase activity.